GAAGCCCAUGCCAAGCCAUGGCUCUCAUCCCUCUCUCUGUGGUUCCCACCAACCUCUCCCCCACUCUCUCCCUCCCCAUUCCUCCCUUUGUCGCCAUUCCCUUCUCAUUCCGCUGACCUUUCUACCUGUCGUCAUCCCCUGACGUUCCCCCUUUCCAUUCCCCUUGAUCCUUCUCCGAAUCCGCUUCCGUGGAUCACCCCUUUUCCUCCUCUUUUUCCUCUUUCUGGAAACCCUAGUCUUGUUUAUCUCUCUGCACGGGCGAUCCGGCACCUGGCGCGUUUUCUGCUGGUGCCGGUGGCGGAUGAUAAUGGCGGAUUGUGAAUUAGGGUUUUGUGAGCUGUUGCUUCGCUGGAGAUCGUGAGAAGUUGUGCCGGGCGUUCUUGAGAUAUAUCUGCUGCUUAGAAAAGAUGGCUGAGAGUUUUGAUGCAAGUUUUUAUCCUGGAAGCACGUCUGAUGAUAGCUACCAUGAAAAAACACAUUUUGAGCCCAUUUAUGAGUCUUUUCUGUGCCCCCUUACAAAGCAGAUUAUGCAUGAUCCUGUAACCAUAGAGAGUGGACGGACUUUUGAGCGAGAAGCAAUUGAGAAGUGGUUCAAGGAAUGUAGAGACAGUGGAAGAAAGCCCAUGUGUCCAUUGACUCUGCGAGUAUUGAAUAAUACUGACCUCAACCCUAGCAUUGCUAUUCGAAACACAAUUGAGGAAUGGACCAAGAGAAAUGAUGCUGCUUGGCUUGAUAAUUGCUGUAGAUCUCUUACUCCUGGAAGCUCAGAAAAUGCUAUUUUGCAAGGCCUAGACCAUAUUAUUGGCUUUUGCAUGAAAAGCAGAUCAAACAAGGAAGUUGUGCGAAACUUAGAGCUGAUACCACAAAUUGCUGAAAUGUUAAAGAAUAGCAACACUAAAGUAAGGUGUAAAGCACUAGAAACUCUUCGUAUUGUGGCAGAAGAAGAUAUUGAGAAUAAGGAAGCUAUGGCUGCUGGGGAUACCAUAAGGACCAUUGUAAAAUUCUUGUCACAUGAUCAUUCACAGGAGAGGGAGGAGGCUGUUUCUUUGUUGUGUGAGCUUUCAAAGUCUGAAUCUUUGUGUGAGAAGAUUGGUGGAGUUAAUGGUGCUAUCCUUAUCUUGGUUGGGAUGUCAAGUAGUAAAUCUGAAAAUAUUAUAGCAGUCGAGAAAGCUGAACACACUCUGGAGAAUUUGGAGAGGUGCGAGAAAAAUGUGAAGCAAAUGGCUGAAAAUGGUCGUUUGCAGCCUCUUCUAAAACUACUCCUUGAAGGUUCAUCUGAGACAAGGUUGUCAAUGGCUGCAUUUCUUGGGGACAUUGUACUGAGCAAUGAUGUGAAAGUCUUUGUUGCCCAAACUGCUGGGUCAUCCCUGAUUGAUAUUCUGAGAAGUGGAAACAUGCAGGCCCGAGACGCCGCUCUCAAAGCACUGAACCAAAUGUCAUCGCAUGAUAUGAGUGCUAAGUUAUUAAUUGAAGCAGGAAUUCUCCCUCCGCUCGUCAAAGAUCUUUUCACUGUUGGUGCAAAUCAUCUUCCCAUGAAGCUUAAAGAGGUCUCUGCAACAAUUCUUGCUAAUAUUGUUGCCUCAGGUGCUGAUUUUGAAUCCAUUUCAGUCGGUCAGAAUGACCAGACAAUGGUUUCCGAAGACAUUGUCCACAACCUUCUCCACCUCAUUAGCAACACUGGUCCUGCAAUUGAGUGCAAGCUUCUUCAAAUCCUUGCUGGCCUCACUAACUCUUCGGCAACAGUAGUAAGUAUUGUUUCGGCCAUUAAGAGCUCUGGUGCUACUGUUAGUCUGAUUCAGUUCAUUGAGGCUCCUCAGAGAGAAAUACGUGUUGCUUCCCUAAAGCUUCUACACAAUAUAUCACCAUUCAUGGGUCAAGAGCUUGCUGAAGCCCUAUGUGCUACAGCUGGACAGCUGGGCAGCCUGAUUAAGGUGAUAUCAGAGAACAAUGGAAUCUCGGAAGAACAGGCAUCCGCUGUUGGUCUGUUGGCUUCUCUUCCUGAGAGGGACUCAGGUCUUACCCGACGACUCUUGGAUGAGGGUGCAUUUGAUGUUGUCAUUUCUAGGGUGAUGAGAAUACGACAAGGGAUAACUCGGGGAAACCGUUUUUACACUCCUUUCCUUGAAGGACUCAUUGGAGUUCUUUCAAGGCUCACAUAUGUCUUACAAGACGAGGCUGAGAUCAUGAACAUUGUUCGUGAACACAAGCUCGCCGAACUCUUUGUAGAUAUGCUUCAGAUGAACGGGCCUGAUAAGGUACAAAUAUCUUCUGCAUUGGCGUUGGAGAAUCUCUCUGAGCAAACCAAAGUCCUUACACGAAUGCCUGAAGUUGCAGAACCUGGAAUAUGUUGCUCUAUCUUUCCCUGUUUAGGCAAGCCACCUGAAGUAAUUGGAUUGUGCCUGGUGCACCAUGGUUUCUGUUCACUGAAGGAGAGUUUCUGCCUCUUGGAUGGUAAAGCAGUUGAACGGUUGGUCGCAUGUUUGGAACACUCAAAUGAGAAGGUGGUCGAGGCUGCCCUGGCUGCGCUUUGCACUCUGUUGGCUGAUGGGGUGGACAUCGAAAAAGGAGUGGCAGUAUUGGUCGAGGCAGAGGGGAUCCAACCGAUACUAGAUGUUCUUGUUGAAAACCGAACAGAGGUCCUCCGGUAUCGAGCAGUUUGGGCGGUCGAAAGGAUUCUUAGGACAGAGGAAAUAGCCUAUCAGGUUUCGGCAGAUCAAAGAGUGGGAACGGCUCUUGUAGAGGCUUUUCGGCAUGGGGAUUACCGGACAAAGCAAACUGCAGAGCGCGCGCUGAAGCACAUUGACAGAUUGCCGAACUUUUCAGGUAUAUUUCCAAAGAUGGGUUGAUGAUGCAAUGCCGAAUUGUGGGAACCCUGGCAAGAGUGUAUAUUUUAUUUUUCUUUUUUAUUGGAUUUAUUUUGCUUCACGAAGUGGUGUAGGUUCUGUAUCUAUAGAAUGCUGUUCAUUUGUUCAUGGAAUUGUAUCAUGAGUUCUUGUGCAAAUAUUUUGUUUUGUUGUGCAUGCUGUCAUCAAAUGUUAUAAAGGUGUGUUAGGAGGCAUUCGGCAAUUAUUUGACAUUGUAAUUCUCACAGGGUGAUGCUUUGACAGUGCAGUUCUCAA
Molecule: messenger RNA, 3119 nt
Organism: Dioscorea cayenensis subsp. rotundata (Guinea yam)
Lineage: Eukaryota; Viridiplantae; Streptophyta; Magnoliopsida; Dioscoreales; Dioscoreaceae
Product: U-box domain-containing protein 44-like
Exons: 4
Coding region: 408-2846 (812 amino acids)
Biological process (GO): protein ubiquitination
Molecular function (GO): protein binding; ubiquitin-protein transferase activity
Source: RefSeq, a predicted model, not a curated record